This is a messenger RNA of Carassius gibelio (silver crucian carp), 1352 nucleotides long. Its product is annotated as protein CREG1-like. NCBI's taxonomy places the organism in Eukaryota, Metazoa, Chordata, Actinopteri, Cypriniformes, Cyprinidae. The record is from RefSeq and is a predicted model, not a curated record. The transcript is spliced from 4 exons. Bases 121 to 699 code for a protein of 192 amino acids.
UCAUUUGUUUUGGAGGACGCUCAUGACUUGUGUAAUCAAAUGAUUCGUGGUCAGUGUUAGUGAUCAGUGAGUCUGUGCUCAUCUGAUUAAUUAGUAUCUGGUCAUUCGCAGCAGUCAGUCAUGAAUCGCGCGCUCUUCGCGGUGUGCCUUGCGCUCAUCGCCGCUCACAGCGUCCCGCUGUCGGUUCCGCCACAUGAGGAAGUCGCCCGGAUGGCUCGGUUUGUGGUCAAUAAGUGUGACUGGGCUUCAAUGGCGACGAUCUCUACUCACGACCCUGUCAGAGGACAGCCGUUCUCCAACGCCUUCUCCAUCAGCGACGGGCCCGCGGGGAACGGAACCGGGACACCCUACAUGUACCUCACACACAUGGAGAUUUCAGUUCAGGACCUGCAGGUGAAUCCGCAGGCAUCUCUGUCUGUGUCUCUGGCUCAGACCAGCUACUGUAAGAAUCAUGGAUUCGAUCCUCAGAGUCCGCUGUGUGCCCACAUCAUCCUGUCCGGCUCCGUUGUCGAGGUGAACGGCAGUGAGGCUUCAGUGGCUAAAGCCACUCUGUUCAGCAGACAUCCAGAGAUGAUCGACUGGCCCACCGACCACAACUGGUUCUUUGCAAAGAUGAAUAUCACACAGGUUUGGGUGCUCGAUUACUUCGGUGGAGUAAAAACUGUGACACCUCAGGAGUAUUACAGAGCCACUCCAUGAUGGAAACAUUCUGGAAGUGACACGGUAAUCUUGAUGAACCGGAUCAAAGUCUCUGAUGGAACGAUUCAGAAGAGACUCAAAUUGAUGAAUGUUUCUCAGGUUGAUGCUGUUUGAAUCUUGUAGAAUUGUGAUGUGUGUGUAUGACAUAUAAACCACGUUGUUAAUCUCUCAAAUAUUUCAUGGAACAUGAUAUGGAAAUUUAGUUACAGUGUUUUUUGUAAGCAUUUUGUAAAAUGCUUAAACAUUUUUGCAGGUUUGCACAUGCUUUUUCAUUUGAAUGUUUGCAGAUUCUCACCAAAUACAAAUGCAUUGCUACAUGUUGAUUUAAAUUUUAGCAAAGUCUUGUGAGAUUCAUAUGUAUCACUUAUAGAUGUUUAAUUUGGCUCUGACCUCUAACCUUUGCAGGAAAAAUGAAUGUCACGUGAUGUUUUGCAUCUAGGCUCAUUUUGCCCAUAUUUUAUAAUCAAUCUGGGUUUUUAAAACACAGCUGACACCUUCCAGCUUUAUAAAAAUCAAUGAGAUGUCGGUCCAACGUUAUUUACCCAGAGUAAUUAUUUUUCUAAUGCCGAUGUAUAUUUUAGAUGUACAUUAUAAGGAUCUGGUUGUUAUAUUGCAGUGUGUGUGGUGAAAUAAAGAUCAGAUUUUAGAUCUCA